This is a messenger RNA of Spodoptera frugiperda (fall armyworm), 1231 nucleotides long. RefSeq lists its product as uncharacterized. The record is from RefSeq and is a predicted model, not a curated record. The transcript has 4 exons. The coding region runs from base 172 to 717 and encodes 181 amino acids. Lineage: Eukaryota; Metazoa; Arthropoda; Insecta; Lepidoptera; Noctuidae.
UUAUCAGUCGCGAAAACAUGGCGGCCAGCGAUUACUACAGCCGUGCUACAGUGAUAACGUACCCUUGACGCAGAGCUAACGUGAUCUCAACGAUUAAUAAUAGCACUCGGAACUCCGAUGGGAUAUAAAUACCCCGCCACGCUCCUAGGUCAUUAACGCUGCAAGUGCAAGAUGGGAGUGCCCAUGAUCAAUAAAUGCUGCUACUGCGCCACCCUCCACACAGGAACCUUGAUUAUAGGAUAUGUUUAUUCCGUAUGGGCGUUACUAGAACUGACAAUAUACUGCCUGCUGGUGACGCUGGCCCCUCUCGGCAAAGAUGGGAACGUGUCGAUGCACAAAUAUGUGUUCUACGUGACUGCAGCCUGUGUCAGCGGGACACAUCUCAUCUGUUCUGUGCUCCUGGUAGUCGCCGCUUAUAAGAAACUAGCAUCCCUAACGUUGCCGUGGACGAUAGUGACGGGGAUCAUCACGGCGAUAUACUUCCUGCUGUCCUUCACCGGCAUCAGCCUGGUGCUGCAGGACGAGGGGGAGAUGCUGGAGGUCGAGGCCGUCGUCAUCUUCAUACACCUCGCUAGGUCAUUUAUCUCAGUAUACUGCAUCGUGGUGGUGCACAGCCGACACAAACAGAUCAUGCACGAGGAGGACGAGACCAGGUUCCAGCACUCUGGGCGCAUCUACCACCCUGUCAGCGUGAAGGUGGAAGACCACGUCCUAUAGACUAAUAUGAAUAAUAGCCAAGUAUAGGUACCUAUAACCAAUGUUACCAGAACAUUUGCUAAGCUUUUAGUUUGCAUUUAUUUACAUGCAUAAACGCAAAUUAAUUAAGUAAAUAUAUAAAUGCUUAAGUGUUUCUCAUACCUACUGUUUUUAAGGUGUCUGGAGACGUGUAUUUAAACUUUUAAUAGUCUAGUGUACCUUGUGUGUGAACUAUAUUAAAAAUACCUGCAUUUUUUAAGGUAAAUAGGUAAUUAUUGUAAAGUGCAAAUGAUUGUACCUAAAAAGUAUUUGUGAUAGCAAAAUUAUUAUACUUAAACGAAUUUCUAGUACCUAAAUACUUAUAUGAUUAAAUAAAGUAUGUACCUUCGUGCGUAAGUAGUUUUAAGAAAAUAGUGAGAUUGUAACAAUGCAAGUUCCUGUGAAUCAAUGUAACGAAUGUGUACAAAGUAUCCGUAUCUCACAAUCAUAAGUAUUUUGUAAGUACCUUAAUAAAUUAUUUCAUUGUUAAGGGCUC